Molecule: messenger RNA, 1148 nt
Organism: Telopea speciosissima
Lineage: Eukaryota; Viridiplantae; Streptophyta; Magnoliopsida; Proteales; Proteaceae
Product: binding partner of ACD11 1-like
Exons: 9
Coding region: 43-837 (264 amino acids)
Molecular function (GO): RNA binding
Source: RefSeq, a predicted model, not a curated record
AGAGAGAGAGAGACAAGUUUUUUCCUAGUAGAAGAGAGAGCAAUGCAGACGAGAACAGUUCAAGUAGGGCAUGUAUCAGAUCUUGCAGGAGAAAGAGAAAUUCAGGAAUUUUUCUCUUUUUCUGGAGAUAUCGAACACAUUGAGAUCCAAAGAGGUGCUGGGCAAUUGAAGACUGCAUUCGUCACUUUCAAAGAUCCGAAAGCACUGGAAAUCGCAUUGCUAUUAUCUGGAGCAACCAUAGUUGACCAGAUUGUGAGCAUAACUCCUGUAGAAAACUAUGUACCGAAAGUUGAGGAAGUAAGGAUUGCAGACAAUGCCAUGAGUAUUGCCUUUGCUGGAGACUCCGGACUGAAUGCUGAGACUAUAAGUAGUUCUCCACGGGUAUAUGUCAGUAAAGCUCAUGAUGUUGUCACAAGUGUGUUGGCUAAGGGUUCAGCCAUUCGGCAAGAUGCCGUGAAUAAGGCUAAAGCAUUUGACGAGAAGCAUCAGUUGAGAGCUAAUGCAUCUGCUAAAGUCAUUUCAUUUGAUAGGAGAGUUGGACUUACAGAGAAAUUAACAGUUGGCAUCUCUAUGGUUAAUGAGAAAGUGAAGUCUGUUGAUCAAAAGCUGCAUGUAUCAGAUAAAACAAUGGCUGCAUUAACUGCAGCUGAGAGAAAGUUGAAUGACACAGGAUCUGCUGUAACACAAAGCAGGUAUGUAGUUGCUGGAACAGCUUGGUUUAGUGGUGCUUUCAACAAGAUGGCAAAGGUUGGGCAGGUAGCAGGUACAAAAACUAGAGAAAAGUUCCAAUUUGCUGUGUCAAACUUGACUGCAAAGGAUCCUCCCAUAGCCGUGUAAUCCAGUGAUUUCAUUGUGGCACAAAGUUAGCUGUCAUAUGAGGAAGCCAAUUGACCACCCUACUCUGCUUAUCUGCAAAACCAGGGGGAUGAAUGUCAAGGUGCAUUUGGAAAGGAGGGGGAAGAAUUUAUGAUUUCUCCAAUUUGAGUGUUGAUUUUGUAGUUUAUAUACUAUGUGGACUUAGAUUAGUAAUUCAUUUUAUUGUUUCUUGCCCUCAUAGAUAGGGUGGUGUUUACUGUGUAAACUGGGGCUGUCUUUGUUUUCCAUUUUUAUUGUUUGGAUUAUCCAAAAAAAUUAAAAAGAAGAGGGGG